CAACAAUUAUAGUCCAACGGAGCGGGGAUCGAACCCCCACCUAAUGUAAUGUAGGUAAUGAGUCUGACUGCCUUUAUCGUUGAGCUGUUGAGGCUCUAAAUAUUAUGCGUUUAGUAUUUUACUGUACAAUAAGCACAGCUACAAGGGAUAAUUCCAAACAUUAUAAUUUCCUGCCAUGUUUACUAUGUUUACAUAGUUGUCUAAGUACCCAUGUAAUAGCAGACUCCGAGUACUUUAUAAAUACCUGAGGGAUUCUAAUGAAUGGUUUAGUUACUGUCUCUCUACCAUAAGUCAACAUUGUUUAGGCAGCUAAGCUAAAAUGCUUUCAUACGUUUUCAUCUUGGUGUUGGUGACAUCACUAGUGAUGGCGGAGUUCUACAGCUCCCGUUAUGAUGAUUUUGACAUUCAACCACUCCUUGAAAAUGAUAGGAUUCUUCUGGGAUAUACCAAGUGUUUCCUUGAUCAAGGACCUUGCACAGCAGAAGCUAAGGAUUUCAAAAAAGCCAUUCCAGAAUCAGUCGAAACUACAUGUGGCAAAUGCACACCAAAACAGAAACAACUGAUCCGUGAGGUGAUCAGAGCUGUGAUGACGAACCACCCAGAGGCGUGGAAGCAACUUGUUGACAAAUAUGACAAGGAUUACCAAUAUAGAGGGUCAUUCAACGAAUUCAUACAAUCAAACGAUUAAAAAACGAUCGCA
Messenger RNA from Bicyclus anynana (squinting bush brown), 700 nucleotides. Its product is annotated as ejaculatory bulb-specific protein 3. NCBI's taxonomy places the organism in Eukaryota, Metazoa, Arthropoda, Insecta, Lepidoptera, Nymphalidae. The record is from RefSeq and is a predicted model, not a curated record. Bases 320 to 688 code for a protein of 122 amino acids. The transcript has 3 exons.